This is a messenger RNA of Drosophila busckii, 5223 nucleotides long. RefSeq names its product protein artichoke. Bases 1 to 4947 code for a protein of 1648 amino acids. Gene Ontology annotation, molecular function: protein binding. NCBI's taxonomy places the organism in Eukaryota, Metazoa, Arthropoda, Insecta, Diptera, Drosophilidae. The transcript has 5 exons. The record is from RefSeq and is a predicted model, not a curated record.
AUGGCAGCAACUAUGCAACGCUCCGCCCGCUCGCUGAGCAGCGGUCACAACGUGCUGAGCCACAACAGCGGCAAGUCCAACGCCCAACGGGAUCUGCACUAUGAGCUCAACACCGGAGCAGGCAGCAGCAGCAGCAGCGGCAGCGUUGGCGUUGGCGUUGGCGCUGGCAUCGAAUGCCCAAGCUUUGAUGAUAGCUCCGCCUGUCCCUGCUACAAGUUUGAAGAUGGACUAUUUCUCGAGUGUCCUGGCACGACGGCGCUGUCGCUGCGCUCGACGCUUGAGCGCGUCUCGGCGCCGAUACACUCGCUCUCCAUUUAUGACUUUGAUCGCUCGGUGACUUCGCUCUCCCAGGACGUGAUCCAGCCGGGUGUGCAGAUUCGCCACUUGCAGUUCUCGCACUCGCAUCUGGAGGCGUUGAAGGAAAACAGUUUACGCAAUGUGCGCGGCAGUCUCGAGUCGCUCAGCAUUGUCAAUGGCAAAUUAACGCAGCUGCCAUCGCGUGCGCUUAGCGCGUUGCAAAAGCUAAACGCACUUGACUUUGACUACAAUGAGAUUGUGCGCAUCGAUGACUACAGUUUCUAUGGCCUGCGCGUGUCCAAGCUGAAUAUGAAGGGCAAUCGAUUGCAGAGCAUACCGGAGCAUGCGUUCGCUGGAUUGGAGGAGUGCAUGAGCGAGAUAGAUGUAUCGGAGAAUGCGCUGCGCACUUUUCCGAUACUGGCAUUGCGAAAAUUGGCACAUUUGCGUUAUUUGCGUUUAUCGAACAAUAAGAUUGCAACUUUCUUUGGCGACAUGCAGUACAAUGUGGCGCCAAAUGCAACUGCAGCAGCAGCCGCAGCAGCGCUGGCAGUGCAGCUGCCGUCGCUGGUGCUGCUCGAUUUGAGCUCGAAUCUGUAUGUGGAAAUAUUGGACGACAGUUUUCGCGCAUUUCCACAGCUCAAGACGCUUUCAUUUUAUGCCAAUCAGUUGGAGCUAAUAGGCGCUGAGGCAUUCAAGAGUCUCAAAGAGUUAAUGUCGCUGGAUAUGUCGCACAAUCGGAUUAUAGCGCUGGAUGCGAAGCUGUUUGAGCAUAACAAGCGCUUGCAAACAAUCGAUUUGAGUCACAAUCAUAUACACGCUAUAGCUGGCGUAUUUGCCAAUUUGCCGCAGCUGCGUGAGGUGUUUCUAUCGGAGAAUAAUAUACUGGAGCUGCCAGCGGAUGCGUUCACCAACUCGAGUCAGGUGCAUGUGAUUUAUCUAGAGUCCAAUGGCAUAGCGCACAUCGAUCCGAAUGUAUUUAGCAGUCUGGUCAACCUGGAUCAUCUUUAUUUGCGCGCCAAUUUCAUACCGCAGCUGCCAGUGACGCUUUUCGAUAAAUGCGGCAAGUUGUCAUCGCUAUCGCUGGACAAUAAUGAAAUACAGGAUUUGGAAAUUGGCAUGUUCCGCAAGCUGGAGCAGCUGCGUGAGGUGCGGCUGCAUAACAAUCGCAUUAGGCGUGUGCGCAAGGGCGUGUUCGAGCCGCUGCCGGCGCUGCAGGAGCUGCAUAUACAAAAGAACAACAUUGAGGAUAUCGAGCCGGGCGCAUUUCAAACGCUGCUCAGUCUGCAGCACAUCAAUCUGCAGGACAAUCAGCUGACAGUGCUGGAGGACAUACUGCCGCAGUCGGGCUCGGCCAUGAUCUCGCUGCAGCUGGAGGCAAACUAUUUGCAUAGCAUCCAUGCGCGCAGCUUCUAUCAGCAGCAGCAUAUGCAGAUUAUGUGGCUGCGUGAGAAUCAGCUGAGCAAGCUGGAGCGUCACUUCUUUGCGGACACGCCGCAGCUGCAGCGUCUGGAUGUGGCACAGAAUCGCAUACGCGACAUUGAGCCGCUGACAUUUGCUAAUCUACAGCAGCUCAAGUAUUUGGAUUUGAGCUGCAAUCAGCUGCGUCUGCUGCGACGCGACUACUUUGUGAGUCUGGCCAAGCUGGAGGAGCUGUCACUGGCACACAAUGCCAUCGAUGCUAUUGAGGGCUACGCGUUUAGUCAGCUAAAGCAGCUGCGCACGCUCGAUCUGUCGCAUAAUCCGCUGCUGCAGCUAACGCGCGACAUCUUUUUGGAUGAGCUGCCGCUGAGCGUUUUGAAUUUGGCCAACACUACGCUGCGCAAGCUGGAGCAGCACAGCUUCAAGUCGCUGCAGAAUCUGCAGGAGCUGAAUCUGGCGCGCAAUCAGCUGAACGCCGCCGACAUACAAAAGUUGGAUGUGCCCAGUUUGCGGCGUCUGGUGCUGUCGCAUAACAACUUCAGUCACAUUGGAACGGGCGGCAUUAUGAGCGGCAUGUUCGACAAGCUGCGCUCGCUGCAGCAGCUCUCCAUGGAUAACUGCAGUCUGAGCAGCAUUCCGGAGCAGCUCUUCAGCAAGAACACGAAUCUGGUGCGCAUCGAUUUGUGCAACAAUCAGCUGCAGCAAAUGAAUCGCAACAUUUUCAGCGGCCUCAAUGUGUUCAAGGAGCUGCGUCUGUGUCGCAAUCAGCUGCUCGAGUUUCCACACAUUGCGCUAAACAAUUUGAGCUCGUUGGAAAUUCUGGACUUGUCACGCAAUCAGCUCAACUCCAUUGAUUUCUUCAAAUUAAGCGGCGCUGCCAAUUUGCGUCAAUUGCUGCUGCGUGAGAAUAAAAUCAGCAGCUUGAGCGGCUUCAAUGCUGUCAACUUAACACAACUGGAUGUGGUCGAUUUGAGUGGCAAUCUGCUGCUCUCGCUGCCCGCCAACUUUAUGCGUCACUCCAUCAAUCUGCAGCGCGUCGAUCUCUCCAGCAAUCGCUUCCUGCAGCUGCCCAGCUCUGCGCUGUCCGAUGUUUCGCUGCCGCGUCUCGCUUGGCUCAAUCUCACCGGCAAUCCCAUUAACAAAAUCUACACCGUCAAGGAGGAGCGUUAUCUGCAUCUCAAGGAGCUCUACAUUUGCCAAACGAAUCUCUCCAUACUCACCUCCAAGGACUUUGAGGCUUUCCAGCCGCUGCAGCAUUUGCAUUUGAUCAACAAUCGCAUUACGCGCAUUUCCCCAGGCGCCUUCAAAUCCUUGACCAACUUGCUCACCCUCGAUCUGAGCAUCAAUGAGCUGGAAAUGCUGCCCAAGGAGCGUCUGCAGGGUCUGCGCCUGCUGCGUGUGCUCAACAUUUCCCACAAUACGCUCAAGGAUUUGGAUGAAUUCAGUGCCGAUUUGGCUCAACUGCAAACUCUCGAUCUCAGCUUCAAUCAAUUGGAUCGCAUCUCCAAGAAAACCUUUCGCCAUCUCGAUGGACUGCUCGAGCUGCUGCUCAUGGGCAAUCGCAUGACCGCCUUGUCCAACGACGCCUUCCGCUAUCUCCGCAAGCUGCAGCUGCUCGAUCUGCGCAAGAACUACUUUGAGCUGGUGCCGCUCGAGCCGCUCAAGCCGCUCGAAACUAAUCUGCGCACUCUCAAGCUGCAGGAGAAUCCACUGCAUUGCAGUUGCGAUGCACAGAAGCUUUGGGAAUGGCUGCGGGAUCAUCGUAAAUGGUCGCUGCUGCUGCCAACGACGGGCACAGCGAUGGCGUCGGCGUCAGCGACGUCGACGUCGACUGCGGGCGCUGGCGAUAACAUUAAUUAUCUGAGGUGCGAACAUCCGACGGAGCUGCGGGGCAAAGUGUUUGGCCGCAUGGAGCCGCAGCAAUUUUGCGAUGCACCAUUAAUACCCAAAAUGGCCAUACAGGACAUACAGCCCUAUUCGGUGGUCGUCUCCUGGCAGAGUCGCGACCAUUUGGGCCUCACUGGCUUUGAAAUUGUCUAUCAUGCGCUUGUUGGCGGCGAUGCACUCGCUCCGGCCGAGCGUGACGACUCCAAACUGCUCGAUGCUCAACGCAAUGGCCUCGACCCGGACAGCGAUGUGGAUAGGGAUAUGGAUAUGGAUAUGGCUAGGGAUAAGGAUGUGGCUGCUGCUGUCGAAAGGGAGCGACAGCGCGAAAAGGAGCAGCAGCUUUACUAUGAGCGCGAACCAGAGCGCGACAGAUUCGGAACUGGCGGCGACAAGGAGCGUCUAGCUCAAUUUGCUGCAGCUGCUACGGAUGAGAUACACGGGAAGCGCUUGAACGGCACUGCGAGCUCCACGAAGUUGACCAAAUUGAGACCCAACACGCGCUAUCACAUCUGCGUCAUCGGUGCGGGUAAUUGGCUAACGGAGCCGCUGGCAAAUGCGCUGCAGCGUCUGCACAGCAGUGGCAACGAUUCGAUGGCGCGGGAUGAGUACGCAGUGGGUUUGGAUGUGCCAAUGGCGGAGCCAUAUUCACCAUAUCAGCAUCAGCAUCAGCAUCCCCAGGAGGAGCAGCUGGCGCCACUGCUAAUGGAGAACAAUGUGGUUAAUGACAAGGCGCUGAGCGAGGUGCUAAAGAAUUCGCCCAUCUCGGCGUGCACCGAUGUGCAGACGCUCGACUCGACGCCCAGUCUGAUAACCGAUGAGAACGGACUGUCCAGCAACGGAUUCAUACACUCGAUACUGACGCGCCGCUUGGGUUUGAUUGUGGGCUGCUGUCUGGGCAUUGUGGUGUUCAUUGUGAUGAUCUCGGUGCUGAGCUAUGUGAAGCUGAAGAAGCAGCGCAUCGAGAACGCCAAGCGCCAGGCAGCGCUGCCCCCAGAGUACAUCAGCUAUCGCCACUUUAGCAUACCCAAUGAGGAGCUCACACGCACAGCCGCGAAUCUGAGCAGCAUCACUGGCGCCGGCGUUGUGCCCUCGAGCAGCAGCAGCAGCUCCAACAUGCCGGGCGGCAUUAGCGCGCACAUAAGCGGCACCAGUUUGGCCACUGGCGGCACCAGCAGCACCAGCGUCACCACGCCCAUAGCCAAGUCCGGGAGUCGCAGUCCCAUUGCCAACGCGGAUGUUGCCGCCCCCAAUGAGCAGGUGCUGCCCAUAGCUGCGCCACGCAUUAAUAAUGGCUACAUGGCCGCCGGCGUGGUGCUCAAUACGAAUCAUCUGAGUGUAUGCUAAAUACACUGCAAGAAAAUCAAGCAAACGUUGGCCCAAACAUUUGCAUUUAAUUUAUAUUAACGAUAUGAAUGUUAAAUUAGGUUAGUGAUAUUAACUUGGCAGCGUUUUAGUUAUGACAAAAAGUGACAAAAUUACGCGCAGUGUAAUUUUGCAUAAUAGUGUAAAUAGCCAUACACUUGGAAUAUUAUAAAAUAUAAACAAAACGUUUUUGUUAGUAUCUAAGCUAAGCACUUGCAACAACAAUUUAAUACAUAAAUGUAACACACACACACACAU